Penicillium concentricum is the source of this 4284-nucleotide messenger RNA. RefSeq names its product ankyrin repeat domain-containing protein. The transcript has a single exon. Gene Ontology annotation, molecular function: protein binding. NCBI's taxonomy places the organism in Eukaryota, Fungi, Ascomycota, Eurotiomycetes, Eurotiales, Aspergillaceae. The coding region runs from base 1 to 4284 and encodes 1427 amino acids. The record is from RefSeq and is a predicted model, not a curated record.
AUGGCAAACCCACUUCCCGUGCCAAGCCCAGAUUGGGGAAACGCCAUCGAUCUCCUUGAAGAUGACCUUAGGACAACUGUUGUAUCAAGAGAUGUCCAUGAUGAGGCUGAUUCAAACGACACGUCUGUUCUUAGCGACUCCUCCGACUCAGAGAGUGCCAGGGGUUCUCAGAAUGGCAACGCCACAACUUUGCAGCUCAGGGCAAGUGUGGGUGACAUUCCCGGUCUACGGUACCAAUUGCUGCGUCCUUCCACGACUACAAACGAAGUGCGGUUGGCCCUUCGCACCGCCGCGAGUCACGGGCAGUUUGAGGCAUUGGAAAUUAUGUUGGAGGCGGGCGCAAAAUAUCUCAAUCUCGAAAAAGGUCUGAGUGACGUGCUCAUAGCAGCGGCAAGGAAUGGACACGUCGAAUUUGUUCGGAGAUCGUACCAGGCCAUCAAAGAACGCGAGACUGAAAGUUAUCAUAAGAUGUGGGCUGCGAGUCUCCAGGCUGCGAUACCGAGGAGACACCGGACAACUAUCUUGACUCUACUGAAAUUCCACCCUGAGCCAUCUCGCCACCUUGUGGCUUCCAUUCUUCCCGUUAUCGAAAGCGCAGCGACAAAGAGACACUUUGCGGCUGCGACUCUCCUUUGUGACUGGCUUCUGCAUUGUUCUGACGGGGAGAACCAAGAUACCGAGAGACAGCGACUUGCAAUUCAUGGAACGUCUGUUGCUGAUCCAUCGCUUCUGGACUUAUGUCUCGAAUUGCAGAAUGAGCACCCCAGUAAUGGUGUUGAAGGUGCUAAUAAUGAGAUAGAAGAUGGUGAUAAAACCGAGCUAGACUCGGAUCUUGAUGGCGACGAGCUAGAUGGUAUCAAAAUACUCCUCAGUCGCCUCCUUACGGUGGCAUUGCAAUCACGCCACAGCAACUUGAUAAACAGUUUACUUGUGAUAAUUGAGGCGCAGGGCUGCAAUACACAUGUAAUCAUGCCUUCUUUCGCUGUUUGCUGCAGGUCGGGACUUCGCAUGGUCAGAUGUCUUCUUACACGAAGAGAGGGAAAACUCACUCUCAGCGCGCGGCAGCUUGCUAUUGGUAGCUACACGGCGGCCAUUUUUGGACGUCGUAGAGUUCUUCACAAGUUGCUAAAUGAGCAGCUAGACCGGGGACAGUCCCUUCACAGUACUAGCUUCAUCGAAAACGCCCUCGUCGGCGCCGCAAGUCAUGGACAUACCGAAAUCGUGAAGACUUUGAUCAAUACUCCGCGCUUCAAGGACCACAUCUCCGAUGCAGUUAUGAAUAUCGCGAUGAUCGUCGCCACGGAAGUUGGACAUCUUGAGGUUGUUCGUUUGUGCCUCCAGGAGGGAGCAGAUGCCCUAGCCACAGUACAAAGAAGAGCUCUAGUCGGGCAUCUUGACCCGGAUGGCGGACUUGCCAUUGAGAUACCGGACAAGGACUUCUCAGAUAUGUACCCCAGUGGUUUUCGAACGUGGCGCCCAAGGAACACCCAACUAGGUGCUCAGGAGCUAAGCCGCAGAAGUCUGGCGGUUUUCCCCCCAAUUGUGUGGCAGUCACUAGUUAAUAGUCUCUCCUCCAAGGCCACGACCGCGCUUCAGGCGGCACUAUUGGGUUUCCAUCGGGUGCGCUACGCCGAGGCAACGCCGGGUUUUGAUACCAGCGAUGCAGUCAGCGAGAAAGAGCGUCGCCAGGAAGCGCUGGUUUCCCUAAUAUUUGACCAAGGUUGUGAGCCAAGCAAUCCAGAUGGAUCAGGUGAAAGUUCCCUCGAGAUUGCAGUGAAGUGGGGCAAUGACAGGGUGAUCGAGCGAAUCCUUCAGAAAAUGGUCUUUGACAAUGAUGAUGAAAAAUACAUUGAUUCAAAUGACGAAAGCAACGCGAAUCAGAAGUCCAACAGGCGGAAAUUGGUUAUGUUGGCAACCAAGAGAGACUCUGCCGUUGCAUUUCGUGUGCUGUUGAAGCUUUUGCAGGCUGGCACGGGAGUUCCAGUGACGCGCGAUGGAGUCUUGAUCCCCGAAAUACUGACCACAUUGGAAAGGUCGUUGCGUCUCAUGGAGCGGCCCGAUAGAACACAGGUGUGGGACCUGAUGUUUUCCGAGAGACAUUCUUACACCGCAGACCAGGCGCGCCGAUUCAUGAACAGUGGCAUUCGAACGCUUAUAGAAUUACUCUUUUCCCGACUUCCUUGCCAACGAGCAACUGAGGACGUAUUUCACCAGUUCCUUGCUAUUGCAGCAACCGCAGGGGACGCUCAAAUUGUCAAGCUAUUAAUUGAGAAGGGGGUCUGCGAGCAGACUGACUCGAUGCCAUCUAUCGAGGGGACCGCCGCCCUAGGUGGUGCAGCACAGUACGGCCAUAUCCAGGUUAUGGAGGCUCUUCUGGCCUCAGGGGAAAACCCCAACGGUGACAUUCAACGCAAUGAUAUGCAGUGCCCAUUAUCAAGAGCCAUUCACGGAGGUCAUCUCGCAGCAGUCCAGCUGCUGAUAGAGCGAGGAGCCCAGUUGAAUCGUUCGAGCGGCAACUCUUUUCUUUCCCUAGCGUUAGAUUUUAAAAGGCGUGAUGUUUUUGAAUGCUUGCUCGCGGCCGAAAGGCCAAAACCUCCAGACCCGUCCGUUCUGGUCACCGCUUGUGCAGAUGGAAACGCAGAUCUUGUGUCCAGAUUGAUAGUGGCAGGAGCCCGUGUCAAUGUUACAGCAAAGGAGUCCCUGGUCCACAGCGGCCGAAGCACCGAUACCCCGCUAAGUGUGUCAUGUCGCAAUGGGCAUAUUGAAAUUGCCCAGCUGUUACUAGAUCACGGCGCAGAUGUGAACAUGAACAGUGGCGGUAUGUUGGGCAUUCCUCUCGUUGCUGCUGCAAGUCGUGGACAUCUGAAUAUUGUGCGGUUAUUGCUUGAGAAUGGCGCAGAUCCAAAUCGACAAUCACAAAAGCCAUCGGCGCGGAAAGUGCAAUUUGCUUCCCAUCCAAUAUCUCCUGGUGACAACGAUUCCGAGUCGCCAGCAUCCCCCACGGCUCUCAGCGAAGCUUGCAAGAAUGGAUUCCCAGUUAUAGUGGAAAUACUACUCUUGCAUGGGGCAGCGCUACCUGACGUGUCUGUAUUCGGUAUACCCAACGCUAUCGUCAGUACAUUUGCGGAUAAUUGGUCAUUGUCGAAGUUGAAGGUUCUUGAUAUUCUCCUUAAAUCAUCAUCAAGACAGGACAGCAGGAGCAGGGCCUUCGUUGAAGGCCUAGUGGAAGCUGCAUUGAUAGGGAAUUGUUCUGCAUUUGAGUGUAUUCUCAAAUACGUUGUUGUGCUGGAGCCCUACACGCUCGUUCUCGCAUGUGUUUGUGGUUCUUUACCCUCCGUGCGCCAAUGCCUCGACCAAGGCAUCGACCCUGGGGUGGGAGACACCUACGGAAGUAUGCCCCUCCACUCCGCAGCCGAUCACAUGAAUGUUGAAGUCGUUCAGCAUCUUCUAGCUCACGGAGCUGAUGUGAACCAGCUUAAUGAAGACAAUCACACGCCACUCCUUGCCGUGCUGUGUGGAUUUCAGGGUGCAUUAACCGGUGACCACGAGGCCCAUAUUGCCGAAAGAUCCACAAUAAUCUGUGACAUGGAGAGUAUAGUGAGGUGCCUUUUGGAAGCCGGUGCAAGGACAGAUAUAGGAGAUAGUGAGUUCGGUCAGGCAAUACACGUUGCCUCCUUCACCGGGCUUGUUGAUGUGGUUCGUCUUCUUCUGGAUCAAGGCGCCAUCGUCGACUCCCCGACUCCAUACUUUGGGACCCCCUUAUUCGCAGCCAUAGAUGGUGAUCAACCUGGGGUCCUCAGCAUCUUAAUGGAGAGGGGGGCAGAUCCACAUCAUCCCAGAAUGCUCCUGACGAGUGAUGGAAAGCCUCGAUAUGAUACCCCUUCUGCUGCUAACAACGAUGCACCUCUCCAGACGCCCCUUGAAGCGACGAUUGGGAAGCCCGGUCCGAUGCUUCUGCGAACAUUCCUCAAUGCGGUGCAAGACAUCGCGAUUACAGAGAGAGCGUUAGUAGUAGCCGCCAAUGCUGGGUAUAGGACCCAUUUUUGGGCCCAGGAGCAAGAGAUCUGCGAUUUUCAAAUUCUUUUGGAGUUUGAUAAAUCUUUGAUGAUGUCGGAUCAUUUUCUCGAUAUUUUGACCGCCGGGGAGCUAGACUGCAACCAUGGCUUCUUUGACCUCAUUGUCGAACGAAGUCACGAUCCUGUGGCAGCCAGGGAACUUCUGCAGGCGGCCAAGGCACGUCCCAGCAUACCUAUGCUACUAUCUGAGAAUAGAUCGAGCCGUUGA